Mauremys reevesii (Reeves's turtle) is the source of this 678-nucleotide messenger RNA. RefSeq names its product R-spondin 4 (gene RSPO4). The transcript has 5 exons. NCBI's taxonomy places the organism in Eukaryota, Metazoa, Chordata, Testudines, Geoemydidae. The record is from RefSeq and is a predicted model, not a curated record. Bases 1 to 678 code for a protein of 225 amino acids.
AUGCAGUGGAUACUUUUCAUGUUGCUGUUAUUCAUCAACUCCAUGGAAAUGCGCAUGCAGAACAGAAGGAAGAAACAAGCGAGCGCUGGCUUGUUUGAGAACUGCACGGGCUGCGUCAUGUGCUCGGAGGAUAACGGGUGCAUUGCCUGCCAGCAGCGUCUCUUCCUGCUGAUCUGGAGGGAUGGAAUCCGCCAGUACGGGGCGUGCGUCCACGCCUGCCCGCCUGGCUACUUUGGGCUGCGAGGCCAAGAGGUCAACAGAUGCACAAAGUGCAGGUCGCCGAGCUGCGAGAGCUGCUUCAGCAAAGAUUUCUGCAUGAAAUGCAAAGAGAAGUUUUAUUUGCACAAAGGGAAGUGUUUCAGCACGUGCCCGCCGAACACCACGGCCCAGGCCAGCACCAGGGAGUGCCAGGAGAUGUGUGAGAUGGGACCCUGGAGCGAAUGGAGCCCCUGCAGCAAUGAGGGGAGAACAUGUGGCUGCAAGUGGGGAUCGAAGACCAGGGCACGCGAAGUCGUCAGGAGCACCAGAGAGGAGGCGGUGCCCUGCCCGGCCCUGCUGGACUCCAGGAAGUGUAGAAUGAGGAAGCAUUGCCCUGGAGAGAAGCCCGAGACCAUCAAGAAAACAAAAAGGGAAAAGAAACAAAAGAAGCAGAAGGCAGAUUCGCUGGCAUGCACCUAA